Tetrahymena thermophila SB210 is the source of this 1554-nucleotide messenger RNA. RefSeq names its product transmembrane protein, putative. The transcript has a single exon. NCBI's taxonomy places the organism in Eukaryota, Ciliophora, Oligohymenophorea, Hymenostomatida, Tetrahymenidae. The record is from RefSeq and is a predicted model, not a curated record.
AUGGGAUCAAGUACAACAAAGAAUAAAGUUGUAAAUUUGUAGCAGGAUUAGUCAGUAGAGCUUAAUCCUAUGUGUUAGGAAUAAGAUCUAGAAAAAUCAAAUUAGGAGAAAUAAACCCCCAAAAAAAGCGGAACUUCUCUAUGUUUAAAAAGACUCGUUACUGUAAUUGUCUCUGUUGCUUUACUAAUAGAACCUAUUUAUUCUACCUACAUCUCUUACAAGGCAUAUAAUAAUUUUAACAAUUUAAGCGACCAAAUUAAAACAGAAGUUACUGAUAGAUAUACUCAACUGAUGAUUUUAGAUAUUUCUGUUUCCUCUUCUUGUAAUGCAGAGUGGGAUACUUUAUUCUUAUGGAUGUUCUAGGGAGCUAAUAUUAGGUGUGAUUGCAGAGGAAAAUUAGGUGACAAUAUAACUCUUGAUUUUUGUUCUCCUGAUCAAGAAGCAGCUGGUUGCAUUCAAUUUAAUUUUAUUAAUGAAAAAGUCUUGUCCUUAUAUCCUUCAGGACCUAAAAACGAUAAUUCGACAUAAAUUUGCGUUAAGUAAUAUGUUGGAGGACCUACUUUUUCAACUAUAAAAUCUUGGAGUUAGAAUUGUCCUAGUGGAUAAAGAUUAUGCGGAGGUUCUUCUAUUGAGAGUUCAGUAUGCAUAGAUAGUUCUUAACUAUGCCCAAUCAAUUCUAUAGUUGUUUAGCCUACAAAUCCGGAUCCAACAAUCUAUCUUGAGCAAUAAUAGUACAAUUCAACUCAUAACAUUUAUUAUAGUAGAACUAGUAAUAACUUGCCUAUAAACUACUAUAAAGUUACAUCAGGUGAGGGUCCUUGCUACAAUAUAACUUAGGAAAAUACCUAUUAAGGUAGAGUUGACCCUUUCAAUUUUAAAGUACAGAGAUCUCCUUGUGAAGUAGAUCCUAGAUGGUAAAGGGUAGCUGAAGUUGGAGAAUAUUCUUAUUUUGUUGCUAGUGGGAUAGACCCUCCAACAUACUUCAAGGAAGUGUGGAGUUUCUACUAAAUAAGUGACAUAUAUAGAUAUGGUUUCUAUGUUUCUCACUACCCAGAUUGGAAAUUCAAUAAUAGAAAUCUUAUAAGCUAAGUAACUGAUUUUGUAAAUAAUAGAGAUAGUAUUAUGACCUAUUAAACAACCCUUUUAUAUCUGAACGUAGCUAACCUUGUUUUAAAUGGUUUAUUUGCUUUCUACUUAACAUAUAUAUUAAUAAAAAAAAUGAGUGAAGAGGAGUAAGAUAAAUUGGUCUAGUGGAAAGACUAUUACAAUAACUUGAUUAAGAUUGGAUAGCUAGCUGUGUGCAUUUUUUAGGUCCUUUCAAUUGAAGACUAUUUAUAAACAUUUAAGUAGUGCACAGUCAACUUAGUUUCAGACGAAAGGACAAAUAAAAUUUUGCUAUCUGUUUAUACUUAUAUGGAUACCUAAGUUUAUGAAGCAGAUAAAAAGCUAAUCAUAAGUACUGCUGCAGGUUUUGCAGUGGCCAUACUUGGAUUUUUAUUCAAUCUCUAUUAAAAAAGAAAGAAACAAAAAGAAGAAGAGUAAUAAUAAGAAUGA